CCUAUUGUUUCAGACAACAGAUAUAAGUUGCGAUGGAAGAGGAACGUCGGAUUUGGUGUCUGUCCCCCAUUUCCAAUUAUAGAUGGAUCAUUACAGACAGAGAAGUACUGAGAAUCCAGACAUCUGCUCUUCACAUGAAUGCACUCACCUCCUAGAGAACAGCCUGCCAUCAUGCUCUGGAAACUGGUUGAAAAUGUCAAGUAUGAAGAUAUCUACGAGAUGUUAGUCCACACCUAUUCCGCCAUGGACCGGCAUGAUGGAGUGCCCAGCCACAGUUCCAGGCUGUCCCAGCUGGGAUCCGUCUCGCAGGGACCCUACUCCAGCGCUCCUCCGCUCUCUCACACCCCAUCCUCGGAUUUCCAGCCGCCUUAUUUCCCACCCCCCUACCAGCCUCUUCCUUACCACCAAAGCCAGGACCCUUACUCCCAUGUCAAUGACCCCUACUCCCUAAACCCCCUGCAUCAGCCCCAGCAGCACCCCUGGGGACAGAGGCAGAGGCAAGAGGUGGGAUCAGAAACCGGGUCACUGCUGCCACAGCCUCGGGCCGCCCUGCCCCAGCUCUCGGGACUGGACCCCAGGCGGGACUACCACUCAGUUCGGAGGCCAGAUGUCCUCCUGCACUCAGCUCACCAUGGCCUUGACUCCGGCAUGGGGGACAGCCUUUCUCUGCACGGCAUCGGACACCCAGGCAUGGAGGAGGUGCAGUCAGUUGAAGAUGCCAAUAACAGCGGUAUGAACUUAUUGGACCAGUCUGUCAUUAAAAAAGUUCCGGUUCCUCCAAAAUCUGUUACUUCUUUGAUGAUGAAUAAAGAUGGCUUCCUGGGUGGAAUUUCAGUCAAUACCGGAGAGGUGUUUUGCUCUGUACCUGGCCGCUUGUCUUUGCUUAGCUCAACUUCAAAGUAUAAAGUAACUGUGGGAGAAGUUCAGAGACGCCUUUCCCCUCCAGAGUGUCUGAACGCAUCCCUCCUAGGAGGAGUACUUAGAAGAGCCAAAUCGAAAAACGGGGGGAGAUCUUUGCGAGAAAGGCUAGAAAAAAUCGGUUUGAAUUUACCAGCCGGCAGGCGUAAGGCCGCAAAUGUCACUUUACUCACCUCCCUGGUGGAAGGUGAGGCCGUUCAUUUAGCUCGGGAUUUUGGGUACAUCUGUGAAACGGAGUUCCCAGCCAAAGCUGUUUCUGAGUACCUGAACAGACAGCACACGGAUCCCAGCGACCUCCACUCCAGGAAAAACAUGCUGCUUGCCACAAAGCAACUUUGUAAAGAAUUUACAGAUCUCUUGGCCCAGGACAGAACGCCCAUUGGGAACAGCCGGCCCACCCCUAUUUUGGAACCGGGCAUUCAGAGCUGCUUGACUCACUUCAGCCUCAUCACCCACGGCUUUGGGGCCCCCGCUAUCUGCGCUGCCCUCACUGCCCUCCAAAACUACCUGACUGAAGCUCUCAAAGGCAUGGACAAGAUGUUCUUGAACAACAACACUGCUAACAGGCACACAUCUGGCGAAGGACCAGGUAGUAAAACUGGAGACAAGGAAGAGAAACACAGAAAAUGAGAGAGAGAGAGAAAGAGAGAGAGAGAGAGAGGAAAAAAUUAGAAUGAAAGAAAGGAAAAGAAAAAAAAAGUUAAAUAAAUAAAAGGAGAAGAGAGAGAGAUAAUCUUUUAAAACAAAACCAUCUUAAUUUUAGCUUUAAAAAUACUGGAUUGGGCUUUGGAAGAAUUCUAUUAGGUAGGACAAAAUAAUAAUAAUAAUAAAAUAAAACUAAUAAUAAUAAAAGAAAGACAAUAAUUUAAGAUCAGAGGAGCACAAUGGCGCAAGACCAGUGGUUCAGAGUCUCUUGCCAGGAACAUGUGAAGACAACCAACAGGAUUUUUUUCCCCACUUCUGUUCUUUCACAUUUUUUAAAUAAUGAUUGGGGGGGAGGGGAAUAUAAUAAUUAAUAAUAAUAAUAAUAAUAAAAGAAAGAAAUGAAUAACUUAUUGGAAGAAAUCGGAGAAACAUUUUUGGUGUCAGUGCUUUGAUUUCUUGAGCUGCAUGGUCUGUCUUGCUGUUAUUUUUCUUUUUUUUUUUCUUUUAUGCUUUUUGUUUCGAACAACGUCCUGUCUCCACCUAGACUAAAACAACCUUCCAGAGUGUUCCUUUCUGAGCAGCCCCAUGGCCUCAUUCCCCUCAGCUCUUCCCACCUCAUCUCACCACCCUGGUUCUGUCUAGACUAGGAAAGGAGGGGAUCUCCCAGACCCCUCACCAAGCCAUCAACUCCAGCUGCGUUCACAGCAGCGAGAACUUAACUUUAGGUGCCACCAGAAGGGACGCUCGGGGUCGCCGUGGCUCAGUUGAAUCUGCCAGCUCUGUUUUUUAAGGACUGUUUUGUGGGUUUUUUUCCUGGUCUAGACAGACUCUCUGUUUAGAUUGGCAGCGUUUACAGGUGUGUCUGGGUGCGUGUGUGCCUCUGCGUGUGCAUCUGUGUAUGUGCACACCCCACUCCCUAGGGGGGCGCGGGUAUCCCCUGUGUGUUUGUGGAUAUAUAUGUAUAUAUGUGCAUAUAUACAUAUAUAUAUACAUAUAGAAAAUAUGUGUGCCUAGCCACGCAUAUCAAUGCAUGCAAACAUACCUUUGUAAUUUAGUAAUUUUGUCUUUGAUGGUGAAAUGCCUUGUCUAUAAUGGGUUGCAAAAUUUUGGAAGUAAGGUCUGGUACAAUGUCAGAGCUAUCUGAUUUCUUAAUUUUCUGAGAUCUCCUCUUUUUCUCUAGGGAGUUUUAUAUUCCUAACUAUGCCAAUGUUUCAGUCCUUAAUUUCCUUGACUAGUGUGUGUGAGAGAGCUCUUCCCCCAUUUUUAAAGAACUGUUAACAACAACAAAAAAUGAGUGAUAUGAGUAUGUAAUUCUUUCUCAGGAGUAUGCACUAUUUUAUUUUCUUCUGUUUCCUAAAGCUUUGCCCGCUUGGCUUAUGAGCUUCUUCAAAGAGGACUAGAGAUCCCUACACAAUAUAUCAGGUACAGAGAAAAAAAAUCCACAAUUCUGAUAUUCUGAUACUUUUUAUUUUUUGCUUUUUUUGCUUUUUCAAAUCAAAGCCAGUUGUUACUGAAUUCUGUAGGUGCACUUCUUUAAAGAAGCUCAAAGGGAAUAAUUUGAAAGAUAAAAAUAUGAGUUGAAAUUGAGGUGUACUGUUGCAAAGAGAAUAAGAGCUGUGUUGAAUGUUACGGCACUUGCUUGGCACUAGGGUUUUGUACCCAGGGAGGAAAGAGUUGCCACGUGAGCUGGCUCCUCGUGAUGGGAGUGGGGAGGGUUUGCCAGGGAAUAUCCUGAUUUCUGAGCUCAGUCUGAGGAAAUCUGUUUCUCUUAGAAAGCUUUUUUUUUUUUUUAAUGUCUUGUGACUCUUGCUUUGGAACAAGUCGGUGUGGUGAGGGGGGCAAAAACUUCUUAACUCCAAUGUUUUUCUUGGUGGUUUGGUGUCUGACAGGAUGUCUUAUGCAUAUGAUUUGGGUGGUGGGGGUGAAGGGGAAGUCUUAUUUCUUUCCUCUCUCUUUUUUUUUUCAUUUUCCACAUACAUUUCUCUGUGUUCUGUGGUAAAAAUAACGCUGAAGUGUAAGGAUAUGAAUUUCAGUUUGGAUUCUGCCGUGUCGGGUAAUUGCAUGUGUUUCUCAGUGGGGUAGGGCUCUUGCACUAACACAACUUUUUACUGAUGUCAGAACUGGGUGUGGGUAAAUCUCCUGGAGUCUCUGGCAAAAUUCCAGUGGGGUCAGGCCUCCCCAUAGGAUCCCUGUGAAAGCUGCAGGACUCAGUCCCACCAUCCCAAGCAGGCACACCUGAACUCAAAACAAGAGAGAGAGAGAGAUAUAUAAACCUUAGCCUUCCUUUCAUUUUGAGACCUUCCAAAGGUGAUAGUGAGGGAGAAACCAUUCUGCAGAGCUCUCAACAUCCCUUGAUGAACUGUCCUCAAAACAAAAGAGCAAACGAUCCUCUUGUGCCCUUUAGUGCCCUUGGCUCUCUGAGACAUGGUUACAGCUGAGGGCCUGCUCUGCUUUUCAAAUCUUCACGCAGACAAAUCUUCAAGCAGUUCUCUGCUUGUGAUUUGGGCAUGCAUGGCAAUAGAAAUCCAGGGAUCAUCCAGCCCCUCCCAAGCUGCUCCUCACUCAUGUACCUUUGGUUCUUCUGGGGCACUGGGGGCUCUCCUAUGGGGAAACUGAGGCAGGCAGCUUUCUCCAUGGAUUAUUGGGAUGAGUUGGAGGCAGUUAUAGACCCUGGCAAGUCCCUGCCAGUGGGUUUGGUUGUCGCAGGGAUUGUCAUAUCCCUAUGGAUGUCACCAGAGGAGGUGUGGUGGUCAAACCAUGGGUCCCCCACCAGCAGGCUGGGGACCUUCAGGUUGAAAAUCAACAUCCAGGCAACCUCCAGGCCUCUAAAUCUUACCCUUUGCCAACCACCCCAAAGUUCAUCAGGAGCAAUCCAGGCUCCAGUGUAGGGCAUGGCCCAGCAGUGAUGCAAGGGAAAGGGAAAGAGGGGAUCUGGGGAGGAACAAAUGGCCCCACGUGGAAGCACAGUUCCCUUCUCUUCCCGAUGGGAAUAUCCUGUUUAUUGGAGCAGAGCACCAAGUGUUGGAUGUUGCCUUGCCUUCCCCCUGCAAAUAGGAUUUGUGAGGAGCUUGUGGGUUCAGCCCUUCAGUAUCACCCAGCCCAGUGGGGCCUUUGGGUGUGGGGAGACCCCAAAUUAGCUCUCAGUCUUCCACAUCCCCAGCUGUAUGUGCAGGGACAUGGGAACCUGUCCCUGCUGCCCCAGAGCUUCCAGCUGGAGGCUUUGAGGCCAUGUUGGGAAUGGUCUUUCCUUUUUUUUUGGGGAAAUGUAGGGGAUUCUCCUUUUAACUGCAGAGGACAGUGUCCCACCACCACUGUGGGUUAAUGGGGAGAGGGAACCCUUGGAACUUCUUGGGGAAAGGUGUGAGGGCCUGAUCCUGCUGCUGCUGCUGAAAUCUUCCCUAGACACAGGUUUGGUCACCUGGACCACGACCUAAACCUUGAGCAGGUUGAGGGAAGAGUUUCAGUCUGUCCCUUGUGCCUUCUGCCUGGAGGAGACAAGCUACAGAUGCCAGACUGUGCAGUGCUCAGGCAAAAUAAGGCCAAAUUCCCACUGAUUGCAGUGGGAUGUUCUCCCCUCAUUUGCUCCCCAAAAUGUGGAGACAAAAUUUAUGAGGUUUAUGACUUAAAAUGCAAUCAGGCAGGAAACAGGAGAGGAGCACAUCUCUCUGUCCUUCCCCCCAACCUAGUGCUGGUCCCACAGGGAAUUAUCCCUUGCUUGGUGGCUCCUAUCAGUGCUCAGUACAGAGAUCCCCCCAAACUAAACUCAGCCUCCCUCUGGAAGGUAUUUUCCUUCUCCCCUCCACUUUCCCAGCCCGACUACUUCUGUUGGCAGGGAACCUCAGACGUUUAUCUGAUAAUUGAGUUAUUAAAAGAUUUGGUUUCCUCGGAAUCAUGAAUCAAUAAACAGGAGGAUUAACAAGGCAGCUUUGCUUUGUAACUCAAGGGAAAAGUUUGAGGAGAGACCAUGAAAAGUUUGUUUUCAAACCAAACAGGUGGGUUGCUGUAAAUUUUAUUUCAUUCUUAGUCUCGCUUUUUUUUUUUUUUUUUUUUUUUUUUUUUUUUUUUUUUUUUUUUUUUUUUUUUUUUUUUUUUUUUUUUUUUUUUUUUUUUUUUUUUUUUUUUUUUUUUUUUUUUUUUUUUUUUUUUUUUUUUUUUUAA
Messenger RNA from Passer domesticus (house sparrow), 5721 nucleotides. It is a transcript of the gene TFAP2B, whose product is annotated as transcription factor AP-2 beta. NCBI's taxonomy places the organism in Eukaryota, Metazoa, Chordata, Aves, Passeriformes, Passeridae. The record is from RefSeq and is a predicted model, not a curated record. Gene Ontology annotation, cellular component: nucleus. Bases 139 to 1548 code for a protein of 469 amino acids. The transcript has 8 exons. Gene Ontology annotation, molecular function: RNA polymerase II transcription regulatory region sequence-specific DNA binding; DNA-binding transcription factor activity, RNA polymerase II-specific. Gene Ontology annotation, biological process: regulation of cell population proliferation; anatomical structure development; regulation of transcription by RNA polymerase II.